CUGAGGGCAGAGGACAAGCAGCUCUUCCUGCCCCGGGGCCCCGUCCCCGGGCUUUAACAGUCACCCCUUUUGCACCAAAGAUGUCUUCAAAACUCUUUCUCGGCCAUUGGCUCAGAGCCCCCCCACCGUCUCUCCCCAAACCCCAUUCUUGGGGGGGGGAGCUUCACUGUGAGGAGCAGGGACGAGGCCUCACCGACUGGCUCCUCACGCACACCCCUGCGGGCCAAUCCCCGUGUCUCCACCGCCCGCCCGAGCGCCUGAGCGCCUUCCUGCAGGGAGAUAAUCUUCGCCUGAGCCCACACGUCCCUCCCAGAGCCAUGGACGCCGCUCUGCUCCUGAACGUGGAAGGGGUCAAGAAAACCAUCCUGCACGGAGGCUCGGGGGACCUCCCCAACUUCAUCACAGGGUCCCGGGUGAUCUUCCACUUCCGCACCAUGAAAUGCGACGAGGAGCGGACGGUGAUCGACGACAGCAAGCGCGCGGGCCACCCCAUGCACAUCAUCAUCGGGAACAUGUUCAAGCUGGAGGUCUGGGAGGUGCUGCUGACGUCCAUGCGGCUCGGCGAGGUGGCCGAGUUCUGGUGUGACUCCAUCCACACAGGCGUCUACCCCGUCCUGUCCCGGAGCCUGCGGCAGGUGGCGGAGGGCAAGGACCCCACGGAGUGGCACGCGCACACGUGCGGGCUGGCCAACAUGUUCGCCUACCACACGCUGGGCUACGACGACCUAGACGAGCUGCAGAAGGAGCCGCAGCCUCUGAUCUUCGUGAUAGAGCUGCUGCAGGUGGAGGCGCCGAGCGAGUACCAGAGGGAGACGUGGAGUCUGAGUAACGAGGAGAGGCUGCAGGCGGUGCCCGUGCUCCACGGCGAGGGGAACCGGCUCUUCAAGCUGGGCCGAUACGACCAGGCCUCCGCCAAGUACCAGGAGGCCAUCAUCUGCCUGCGGAACCUGCAGACGAAGGAAGGGCCCCGCGAGGGCGGGGGGAGGUUUGCUGCUGUGUCCCGGGUUCUGCACUCGAGGCGGUGGCUCGGGGGGGACGCGGGGGUUAAGGCUCCCGAUCCGUGUUAAGUGCUGGUGAGGCCCGGCCGCCGGCGCAGCCCCCUGCUCCCCUCAGGCAUCGUGAAGGCCUACUACGUGCGGGCCCGGGCUCACGCGGAGGUGUGGAACGAGGCGGAGGCCAGGGCGGACCUUCAGAAGGUGCUGGAGCUGGAACCUUCCAUGCAGAAGGCGGUGCGCCGGGAGCUGCGGCUUCUGGAGACCCGCCUGGAGGAGAAGCGGGAGGAGGAGCGGCUGCGCUGCCGGAACAUGCUGGGCUAGGGCGAGAGCGGGGCCCCCCGGCCUCCUGGGCCCCCCCCCCGCC
Messenger RNA from Hyaena hyaena (striped hyena), 1359 nucleotides. It is a transcript of the gene AIPL1, whose product is annotated as aryl hydrocarbon receptor interacting protein like 1. Lineage: Eukaryota; Metazoa; Chordata; Mammalia; Carnivora; Hyaenidae. Gene Ontology annotation, molecular function: peptidyl-prolyl cis-trans isomerase activity; protein binding. The transcript has 5 exons. The record is from RefSeq and is a predicted model, not a curated record.